Molecule: messenger RNA, 12346 nt
Organism: Aphidius gifuensis
Lineage: Eukaryota; Metazoa; Arthropoda; Insecta; Hymenoptera; Braconidae
Gene: Hml
Product: hemocytin
Exons: 8
Coding region: 1-11826 (3941 amino acids)
Cellular component (GO): extracellular region; extracellular matrix
Molecular function (GO): chitin binding; protein binding
Source: RefSeq, a predicted model, not a curated record
AUGUGGAAAAGAAAUUUAAUUGUUUAUUGUGAAAAAAUUGCUACAACAGUUGGUCUUGAACAAAACAAUUUAGAAGAUGAUGAAAUGCAAAAUGAUUCACCUCAUAGCUCAGUAGUUAAAACAAGUCAUUAUCGUAAACAUACUCAAAUUAAAACAAAGACAAGUAUAUUCAAAGGAGGCUGUAUUGAUCAUCCAACAUCACCAGUUAAUGGAAAUAUUCAAUGCUCUCUAGACAGCGGGUGUCGAGCAAGCUGCAAGGCUGAUUAUAAAUUUCCAAAUGGAGAAAAACAACUGGUUGUACUUUGUCAUGAUGGAAAAUGGCAUGUUACUGGAACAGAUUGGGAUUUUGUUCCUCAUUGUGAACCAAUUUGUUUACCUCAAUGUCAAAAUAAUGGCAUUUGCAUAGCUCCUCAUCAGUGUAAUUGUGGAGAAAAUUAUUCUGGUCCACAAUGUCAAUAUGAGACGAAACCAUGCUUGAAUACACCACCACCAGUUUUAAAUUCACGAAGACAGUGUAAUUCAAAAUCAUGUACAGUAUCAUGUGCUCGUGGAUUUGUAUAUCCUGAUGGAUCAUCAGUAGCAAAUUUAGAAUGUAGAAAUGGUAAUUGGAUAGCAAUGAGAAAUGACUGGGUAACAAUACCAGAUUGUCAAGCUGUUUGUUCACCACCCUGUAAAAAUGGUGGUAUUUGUUUACCUCUAAAUACAUGUCAAUGUCCUCAAGAUUAUCGUGGCUCACAGUGUCAAUACUCCAAGGAUCGUUGCUCACCAGAAAUAUUAAAUUUCAAUGGUGCAUAUAAGUGCAAAGGUGAUGCUCAUGCAUACUCAUGUGUUCUAGAUUGUUCACAGCCAGGUAUUGAAUUUACAUUUCCACCAGCAACAGAAUAUAUUUGCACUUAUGAUAAUGGCUAUUUUGAACCUCAACCAAUACCACAAUGCAAAGUAACAUCAUCAAAUUAUCAAAUAAUACCAGCUGGAAGUAGUAAAAAUUCAUAUUUAAAAAUAACAAAUCAUUCAUGGACAUUUGAAGAUACUUUAUUCUCUCAAACUUCACAUGUUGAAAGACAAAAAUUUAUCAAAGAAUCACAUGGUAUUAAAACACUGUAUGAUGUUAAUCAAUUGAGCAGUGAUAAAUCAUCGAAUAACAUACAAAAUGUCGUUGAUAUAGUGAAAAGUAAUUAUACAAUUGUUGAAGAUGUACACAGACCAGAAGCAAAGACAUGUUUCACUUGGGGUGGAGUUCAUUAUAAAACAUUUGAUGGUGAUAUUUAUACCUUCGACAGUGAUUGUACAAUGACAUUAAUUCAAGAAACUCAAGAUAGUGCAUUUACAAUUACAAUUCAAAAUAGUAAUGGUUGUAAAAAUCAUAAUGAUACCAUUUGUUAUCGUAUUUUAAAUAUUUAUAUUCAAGGUAAAGAAUAUAUAUUAAAAUUAAAUGACAAUAAUAUACCAAUAUUACAGACAAAUAAAAAAAAAAUACUUCCAAUACCAGCUCAAUUAACUGGAUUGAGAGUUGAAAUGUCAGGUAAUUUAAUUGUUGCAUCACUUGAUACUGUUGGUAUUAAUUUAAAAUGGGAUGGUGGUUUAUUUGUACAAAUAAAAUCAAGUGAAUCAUUGUGGAAUAGAACUGCUGGUUUAUGUGGAAGAAUGAAUGGUGAUCCUGCUGAUGAUAAAACAAGAAAAGAUAAUAGUCAUUCAAUUAAUUUAGCAACAUUUAUUGCUGAUUGGAAAAUUGAUAAAACAUGUGAUGAUAAUUUAGCAAGCAAUCAUAAAUUUAAAUCAGAUAUUACUGAAGAAUCUAUUAAAUUUUGUGAUAAUUUAUUUGCUGAUUUAAGAUUUAAGGGUUGUUCAAAAACACUUGAUCUUGCUGCAUUACAAAGUACUUGUCAAUUGGAUUAUUGUAAUUGUCAUGAAGUUGAUAAAAGAAAAUGUGCAUGUGAAACAAUGAAUGUCUACGUUCGUCAAUGUUAUCAUGAUGGUUUAACAAAAACAUUAUCAUGGCGUCAUCAAAAUUUAUGUCCAAUGAACUGUACUGGUGGAAGAAUUUAUAACAGCUGUGGAUCAAAAUAUCAGCAAAGUUGUGGUGAAGAUCUAACACAAGCUAAAAAAAUAAUUGACGUGGAAGAUUGUGAGGAAGGUUGUUUUUGUCCUGAGGGAACAAUAUUUCAUGAAAACAAAUGUAUUGCUCCAGGAGAAUGUCCAUGUAGAUUACGAGGUAAAUCAUUUCCACCAGGUACAAUCAUACCAAAGAAUUGUAAUACUUGUACUUGUGUUGCUGGACAAUGGAUUUGUACACAAGUUAUUUGUAGCUCAAGAUGUUCAGUUGUUGGUGAUCCUCAUUAUGUUACAUUUGAUGGUAAACGUUAUGAUUUUAUGGGUAAAUGUAGUUAUUAUCUUGUUAAAGGUGAUAAUUACAGUAUUGAAGCUGAAAAUGUAGCAUGUCUUGGUGCAAUAUCUGAAAGUAUGGGAUUAAUACCAUCAGAUUCACCAUCAUGUGUUAAAUCAAUAAAAAUAUGUCAAAAAAAUAUAACAAUAAAGCUUAAACAAAAUCAUCAAGUUGAAAUUAAUAAUGAAGAAAUAACGAAAUUUCCAAUUAUCAAUAGUAAUACUAAAAUACGUAUUGCAAGUAGUAUUUUUAUUGUUGUUCAUAUGCCAAAUAAUUUAGAAAUAUGGUGGGAUGGUAUAUCAAGAGUUUACAUAAAUGCACCAUCAAUAUUUUAUGGCAAUACAAAAGGUCUAUGUGGUACAUUUACAAAUAAUCAAAAAGAUGAUUUUUUAACACCAAGUAAUGAUAUUGAACAAUCAAUUUUACCAUUUACAAAUAAAUGGAAAACAAAUGAACAAUGUGAAGAUAUAUUAAAAGAAGAUACAACACAUCCAUGUGAUAAAAAUCCUGAACGUUUAUCAAAUGCUGAAAAAUAUUGUUCAAUAAUAUGGAGUAAUGUUUUUUCAUCUUGUCAUUGGCAUGUUGAUCCAGAAGAAUUUUAUAAAAAUUGUAAAUAUGAUAUGUGUUCUUGUGAAGGAAAUAUUGAAAAAUGUUUAUGUCCAAUAUUAUCAUCAUACGCAAAAGAAUGUGCUGAAGUUGGUGUUAAAAUAAUAUGGCGAACAGAAGUAUCAGAAUGUCAGCUUCAUUGUCCAGCUGGUCAGGAGUAUCAAAUAUGUGGUAACAGUUGUACAAGAUCAUGCAAUGAUAUAUCAUUUAAUCAUGUUAAUAAUAUUCAUAAAAUAUGUAAUCGUGAAUGUGUUGAAGGAUGUAAUUGUCCAGAGGGACAAACUCUUGAUAGUCAUGGUGAAUGUAUUGACAUUGAUUUAUGUCCAUGCUACAACGAGGGUAUGGAAUUUAAACCUGGUUAUCGUGAAAUACGUGCUGGAAUAAAACGUCGAAAUAUAUGCACAUGUAAAAAUGCUAUUUGGUCUUGUCAAGAAGCAACUGAUGAUGAAAUUAAAAAAUAUCCAUCAUCAGAUAGUCUCAAGACAAUUUGUAGUACAAUGAAAAAUCUUGAAUUGACAAAUUGUGAACCAGCAAUACCAAGGACAUGUAGAAAUAUGAAUGACAAAGUUAUUCAUUCACCAGCAAUUUGUAUGCCUGGUUGUAUUUGUAAAAAAGGAUAUGUACUUGAUUCACCAAGUGGUAAUUGUGUUAAACAAGAAAGUUGUCCAUGUUAUCAUGGUGGUAAAAGUUAUACAGAUGGAUCAACAAUGCAAGAAGAAUGUAAUACUUGUAAAUGUGAUAAAGGACAUUGGAAAUGUACAGAUAAAAUAUGUCCAGGUAUAUGUUCUGUUUGGGGUGAUUCACAUUAUAAAACAUUUGAUGAUAAAACAUAUGAUUUUCAAGGUGCAUGUGAUUAUGUACUUGUUAAAGGUAGUUUUGGUGCUGAUGAUUGUUUUGAAAUAUCAACACAAAAUGUACCAUGUGGUACAUCAUGGGUAACAUGUUCAAAAGCCAUAACAUUAAGUAUUGGAACAGCAAAUAAUCGUGAAAAAAUAACUCUAACAAAUGACAAACAAUUAUCAUUAAAUAAUUAUCAAAGAAUUGCUGUUAGAUAUGCGGGUGAAUUUUUAUUCUUAGAUGUGCCUGAUUUAGGUUUAGUUGUACAAUGGGAUAAAGGUACCAGAGUUUAUAUUAAACUUGAUCCAAAAUGGAAAAGUAAAACAAAAGGUUUAUGUGGUGAUUAUAAUGACAAUAGCCAAGAUGAUUUUAAAACACCAUCAGGUGGAAUAUCAGAAGUAUCAGCACGUAUAUUUGGUGAUUCAUGGAAAAAAAAUAAUAAUUGUCCAGAGCCAAAAGAUAUAACUGAUACAUGUGUACAACAUCCAGAAAGAAAAAUAUGGGCUGUUGAAAAAUGUGGUAAAUUAAAGACAAGUUUAUUUGAAGCAUGUCAUUCAGAGGUUGACAUUGAGCCUUACAUUGAAAGAUGUAUAUUUGAUACAUGUGGUUGUGAUCAAGGUGGUGAUUGUGAGUGUCUUUGUACUGCACUUGCUGCUUAUGCUCAUGAAUGUAAUAAUCGUGGUGUUCCAAUUAAAUGGCGAUCUAAAAAUUUAUGUCCAAUGCAGUGUGAUGAAAAAUGUAGUAAUUAUUCACCAUGUAUAUCAACAUGUCCAAGAGAAACUUGUGACUACUUGUUAAAUCCAAAAAUUAAAAAAAAUUCACAACUUUGUACUGAGGAUACUUGUAUCGAAGGAUGUUUACCAAAAGAAUGUCCAAAUGAUGAGGUUUAUUUAAAUUCAACUUAUCAAGAAUGUGUACCAAGAUCAACUUGCAAGCCAAUUUGUUUAGAAAAAGAAGGAGUAAUAUAUUAUGAAGGUGAUAAAGUAAGCAGUGAUUUAUGUCAAACAUGUUUUUGUAGUCAUGGUAAAAUUAUUUGUAAUGGUUUACCAUGUACAUCAACAACAACAACAACAACAACAACAACAAGACCAGCUGUUGUGUAUAUGGAAGAAUCUGAAAAAUGUAUUGAUGGCUGGACACCAUGGAUAAAUAAACAUUCAAUUAAAAAAUCUAAUAAUGAAACAAAAUCAAUAACAGGAGCAAUGGACACUGAGCCGUUACCUUCAAUGAUUGAUUUACUUGAAUUUAAUAAUUCAUCACGUUGUACAAAAGACAAAAUGAUUGACAUUAAAUGUCGAAGUAUUGAUGGUCAUUUAAGUCCAAAAGAAACUGGUCUAGAUGUUGAGUGUAGUUUGGAACGUGGUUUAAUUUGUCAAUCAAAUGGUAAUGAAUUACCUUGUGUUGAUUUCGAAAUAAGUGUUUUAUGUAAAUGUGAAAAUACUACUGCAUCAGAUAAUUGUGAUAUUACUCGACCGAGUCAAGCUGAUCCAAUUGAUUGUCAUGUAUUUUAUGAGUGUGCUCCUGGUACUAAUGGUGCAACAAAAUUAAUUAAAAAAACAUGUGGAAAAGAUAUGUUUUAUAAUCCAGUUGCAAUGAUUUGUGAUUGGUGGUAUAAUGUUAUUACUUUACGUCCAUUAUGCAGACCAACUUUAUCUCCAGCAGUAACAACAGUAACAUCAACAACAACAACAGAAGCUCCUUCAACAAAUAAAUGCAAAGAAGAUGAAAUUUGGAAUGAUUGUGCAAUUAAAUGUUCAAGAACUUGUCAGUAUUACAAUUACCAAUUGAAAAAACAAAAUAUUUGUAUUGAUGGUACCAGAGACUGUGUGCCAGGUUGUACUGCUAAAGAUAAAAAAACUUGUGGAAAAAAUAAAUACUGGCGAGAUCCUGAAACAUGUGUUGAUAUUGCUGAUUGUAAUUGUAUAUCCCACAAUGAAGAAUCUGUAAAACCUGGUGUUGUUGUUGAGGAGACAAAUUGCAAAAGAUGCCAGUGUCUAAGUAAUUUUUAUACUUGUGAUAAUACAUCUUGUGAAAAAUCUACAACAGUUGAAACGACAACUCCAACAGUAAUUGAUACAACAACGCCAGUAAUAUCAUUGACAACAAAUAUUAUUAUUGUACCAAGUACACUAUCACCAGCAGCACCAUGUAUUAGUAAACACUACAAUAGUCUUGUUGAAUAUUUCAAGGGAACCUCUGAAGUCAUUGAGUAUAAUUCAAGCAGCUCAGAAGACGAUCAGCCAUGGAAUCAUGAUCCGAAAUUUUGGCAAGCAAAAUAUACCAAUACCAAUCAAUGGUAUGAAAUUAAAUUACCAAAAUUAGAACCAAUUUAUGGUAUAAUUAUUUCUGGUAAUCCAAUUGACAAUAAAUUUGUAACAAGUUAUAAAUUACUUUAUUCACAAGAUGGUCAUGAAUUUUCUUACAUGCCAGAUAUUUUAUCUGGUCCAAUUGAUGCAUUUACACCGGUUAAACAUAUUUUUACAUCUCCAAUUGAGGCUAAAAUAAUAAAAAUAAAUCCACAAACUUGGCAUAAUGGUAUAUCAAUGUCAGUUGAUUUAAUUGGUUGUGAUGAUGAGCUCCAAACUGUAACUCCAAAAAUAAUAAUUGACAAAGAAGAAGAAACAAUAAAACCAAUAUGUGAUGAACCAAUGGGUUUUGAUAAUGGUGUUAUGAUUGAUGAACAAGUUACAGUAUCAUCAACAACAGAUUCAUCAUCAUUGUCAAAUAUUAAAUUAUCAUCACCAGGUAUUUGGCAACCAAAACUUGAUAAUCCUCAUCAAUAUGUACAAUUUAAUUUUUUUGAAAGCAGAAAUAUAACUGGUAUUGAAACAAAAGGAGCAAAUAAUAUUUGGACAAUUGCUUAUAAAAUAUAUUACGGUAAUGAUGGUGUCAAUUGGAAUCCAAUAAUUGAUCAUUUAAAUAUUGAAAAAAUAUUUACAGCUAAUUUUGAUGAUAAAACAACAAAAAUUAAUUAUUUUACAAAACCAAUACAAGCACAAUAUUUAAAAAUUCAACCAAUUAAAUGGCAUCGACAUGUUGGAUUAAAAGUUGAAGUUCAUGGUUGUUUUAUUUCAUAUCCAACUGUUACAAAUAAACCAGUUAAAAUCCAAGUUAUUCAAUCAGCUUGCAAUGUAUGUGAUGAAAUAUUUUUAGGAUAUGAUAAUGUAUGUAAAUGUAAUGAAUCAUUAUGGUGGAAUGGUGUAGCUUGUGUUGAAAAACAUAAUUGUCCUUGUGUUUAUGAAGGCGUGCCUUAUGUUGUUGGUGCAACAUUUGAAUCAUCUGAUUGUCGAAAGUGUAUUUGUACAAUGACUGGUACUGUUGAUUGUCAAUUGAAACCAUGUGAACCAUGUGAUGAGCCAAAUAUGCGUUCAGUUGUAACUGAGCUGUGUGGAUGUGCUUGUAAACCAUGCUCAACUGGUACUCGACUAUGUCCAACAAGUAAUAUUUGUAUCAAUGAUAAUUUAUGGUGUAAUGGAGUUAAAGAUUGUCCAGAUGAUGAAACAAAUUGUCGAGAAAUUAUUGAAAAUCCAUCAGUCAUUACAAAUAAUCACUCGACAAUAAUUGAGGUGACAACUGUUGAAAUUAAAAAUGUAACGACACUUCAGUGUGAACGUCCAGUAUGUCCACCGGGUUAUAAAUUAGUCCCUGUUAAUCAAAAUUCAAAAAGAAGUAGUAAAAGUUCAGUUAAAAAUAGUGGUGGUGGUGUUAAAGGUGGUACCAAAGGAAGAAGUCGAGGAAGACCAAAAGAAACAAGAAAAAUUAGUCAUGAGUCAACAAUUUUUAAUGAUGAUAAUAAUUUAUUAAAUGAUGCAUCAAAUUUACAAAUAAAUUGUCAACAAUUUUCAUGUGUUCCAACAAAACCACCACCAAUACGUCAAGAUAAUAAAAAACCAAUUGAAUGUCCAAAAGUUGAGUGUCCACAAAAUUAUAAAAUAAUAUAUGAAUCACAAAGUAUGUUUAAACUUGAAGCAUGUCCAAAGUAUGUAUGUAAACCACCACCACCAAUUGAAGUUAUUUGCAAUAUAACUGGAAGAACAUUUAAUACAUUUGAUAAUCUUGAAUAUAAAUAUGAUAUUUGUAAUCAUAUUUUAGCAAGAAAUAUGUUAAACAAUGAGUGGUAUGUUAAUCUUGAAAAACAUUGUGAUAAUCUCAAUCAAAAUUGUAAACAAUUACUUGUGAUAACAAUUGAUGAUGAUGUUGUUAUUUUUCAUGCUGAUAUGCAUGUAGAAAUAAAUGAAUUUAGCUUCAGUCCACGUCAAGUUAAACGUCUCGGUGAUAAAUCAGGAUCAUUUAGAAUAUCAAGAAUUGGAAACAUAAUACAUUUUGUAUGUUCAAAAUAUGGUUUUUGGAUAAUUUGGGAUGAAAAUACAAAUGUUAAAAUAGGUAUAACAACAAAUUUAAAAAAUUAUGUUGAUGGACUAUGUGGAUUUUUUGAUGGUAAUCCUGAUAAUGAUAGACAAAUGCCAGAUGGUAAACAAGCUAAAACAUCUCAAGAUUUUGGUAACAGUUGGAUUAUGGAUGGUAGCGCAGAAUGUCAAGCUCCAAAAAUAUUAUGUUCUCGUGAAGUUUAUGAUCAUGCCAAAGAAAUAUGUAAUGAAAUGAUGGAUAGAUCAUUUUCAAUUUGUCGUAAUCAUUUAAACUUUGAUAAAUAUUUAUCAAGAUGUUUAGAAACAAGUUGCAUGUGUAUAAAUGGAAAUCAAACAAUAAAUGAAUGUCGAUGUCGUGCACUAACAUCAUUUACAACUGAUUGUCAAGCAAGUGAUAUAAAUAUUGAUUUAUCAACAUGGAGAAAUAUUCAUAAUUGUCCAGUAAAUUGUCCAGCACCAUUUGUACAUAAAGAUUGCUUUAGAAAUAAGUGUGAAAUGAGUUGUGAUAAUUUACAAGAAAUUGAACCAUGUCCAUUAAUGGAGGGUGUAUGUUUUUGUGGAUGUUUUUGUCCAGAUGGAACAAUUCGUAAUGGUGAAAAUUGUAUUCCAGCAAGUGAAUGUCGUGAUUGUACUUGUCAAGGUUUUGGUAAUGGUAAUUUUAUUAAUUUUGAUAAAAAUAAUUUUACAUUUACUGGCAAUUGUACGUAUGUAUUGUCUCAAGAUGUCAGUACAAUUAAUGACAAUAAAAAUACUUAUCAAAUAUUAAUAACAAAUGUACCAUGUGAAAGAGGAAUUUGUACUGAAGCAAUAUCACUAUCUUACAAGGAUCAUUAUCUAGAAAUACAACAAAAUAUUAAUGAUAAAAAAAAUAAAAAAAUAAGUGUUACAAUGGAUGGUGAAAGUAUUGAUAAAUUUCCAUUAAAUAAUAAUUGGAUAAAUAUUAUAGAAGAAAAUGAAAAGAAUUUAAAAAUAUUAAUACCAGUUAUUCAACUUGAAUUAACAAGUUUUGUUCAUAAUUUUGGAUUUACAUUAAAACUUCCAUCUCAUAUAUUUGGUGGUGCAAUGGAGGGAUUAUGUGGUAAUUGUAAUGCAAAUGAUCAGGAUGAUAUUAAAAAGAAAAAUGGUGAAUUAACAGAUAAUAUUCAAGAUUUUGGAAUGAGUUGGUUAGUAAGUGGUUUACCACAAGCAAGAAUAUUGAGUGAUGGUGAUUGUGGUGUACAAAAUACAAAAGAAAUUUGUCUACCACCAUUGAAUGAUCCAUGUAAAAAAUUAUUAGAUGGUAAAUUGUUUGGACAGUGUCAUAGUAUAAUUGAUCCAUCAGCAUAUUUAUCAUCUUGUUAUGAUACUUUGUGCAAGAAGGGUGAUAUAUGUGGUGACAUUGAGGCAUAUGCAAGAAGCUGUCGACAAACUGGUCUCUGUUCAAACUGGAGAAGCAUAGAUUUUUGUCCUUACAAUUGUCCUGCUGAUUUAGAGUAUCAAUCAUGUGGUUCAAACUGUCCAAAAACAUGUGACACAAUAAAUGAUCAAUCUAUCAAUAAAUGUGCUGAAGAAUUUAAUCAAGAAGGCUGUUUUUGUCCGAAGAAUUAUGUCACUCACAAUGGUACUUGUGUCUUGGAAAAAAAUUGUUUUAUUUGUGAUAGUGAUGGACAUAUUGAUGGUGACACUUGGCAACCUGACAAGUGUACAACAUGUACAUGUAAUAAAAAAAUUAUAAAUUGUCAAGUUACAAAUUGUCCAACAAUAGCAACAAUUUGUGAUAUUAAUUCAAGUCCAGUUUUGGUAGAGCCAAGUAAAUCCAAUGAAGAAUGUUGUCCAAAAUAUAUUUGUAUUCCAAAACCAACUAUUCCAACAACUACAACAGUUUGUCUUGAUACACAACAGCCAGAUUGUGGCUGGGGACAAAUGAUGAAGACAACAAUUGGUAAUGAUGGUUGUCAAAAAUUUAUUUGUGAGUGUUUACCUCCUGAAGAAUGUCCAACUGUUAAUUUAGAAGCUACUAAUAUACCUGGUAUUGUUGAAAUUGUAAAUUCAUCAAGUUGUUGUCCAAAAGCUGAACGAAUUUGUAAAGUAGAAAUGUGUCCAUCAGCACCAUCAUGCCCAGAAUAUUAUACACUUGAGACAAGUCAAAGCCCAGAAGGAUGUUGCAUUAAUUACAAAUGCCAACUGCCAAAAGAUAUUUGUUUAUACUCAAUGACAACAGAUAACUCAACUAUUGUUGGUAAAAAAAUUGGUGAAAAAUGGCAAGAUGGACCAUGUCUUUCAUGUAUCUGUGAAAUAGAUUAUAACAAUGAAACAAAAUCAAAUUGUUUAUCAACAAAAUGUCCAGGAAUUGAAGACAAUCAACAUAAAAAUGACUACGUAUUAAUAGAAAAACAAAUAACUGGUGAAUGUUGUCCUCUUAUUGAAGCAAUUGCCUGCAAAGAUGACAAUGGAAUUGUUCACAACAUUGGCAAUGAAUGGUACCCUGAUAAAAAAAAUUCUUGUCUUAUAAAUAAAUGUGAAAUUGAGCCAGAUGGUAUUGUAAAAAAGAAAACAAUAACUCAACAAUGUUCAAUUAACUGUGAGAGAGGAUAUGAAUACAAACAACCAGAAGAACCAAGUAAAAAAUGUUGUGGUGAUUGUAUUCCAGUGUCAUGUGUUGUAAAUGAUACAAUUAAAAAUAUUGGUGAAACAUGGAAAUCAGCUGAUUACUGUACUGAUUAUCGGUGUUUAAUAGAAAAUGGAACACUACGAGUAAUUGAAUCAACAACAACAUGUGAAAAACUUGAUCAAUUUGAGCUUGAUAAUUAUGAAAUUCAUACAGAAUUAUUGAACAAUGAAUGUUGUCCAAAGUAUAAAAGAACUGGUUGUAAAUCAAAUGGUAAAAUUUAUAAUUCAGGAGCAACAUGGAAGGAUGAAUUUGAUAAUUGUUUGACAAAUAUGUGUGUUGAUGUAAAAGAUACAAAUAAAAUUGAGCUAACACAUGUUCGACAAGAUUGUAAUGUAACUUGUGAAUUUGGCUGGGAAUAUGAAAGCUCAAAUAAUAGUCAAGAAUGUUGUGGAAGAUGUAAACAAGUGUAUUGUUUCGACAAAGGAAUUUUACACAAACCAGAAACAACCUGGUCAACACCAGACAAUUGUACAAGCUAUGAAUGUAAAUACAGUGAAAAUAAAGAACAAUUAAUUAUUCAAACAAUGCUUACAAUUUGUCCAGAUGUUUCAACAUGUCCAGUUGAAUUUAUUUAUCAAGAUGGUUGUUGUCAAAAAUGUAAUAUGACAAAUAUAUUUGAUUUACGACAAACGUGUGCUGCUGAAGUUCUUGAAAUACAAUCAACAAUUGGUAUUUUAAAAGAGAAAAAUCAACAUGGUGUUUGUAAAAAUAUUGAGGGUAUUGAUGGAAUGACUGAAUGCCGAGGUAAUUGUCAGUCAUCAACGCAUUUUGAUCCAGUUAGUUGGAUACAAGAGACUGAUUGCAAUUGUUGUCAGCCAAUUGACAUGAAAAAUAUUAAUGUGGAUCUUGUCUGUGAUGAUGGUGUUAAAUUUACGAAAAAAAUUUAUGUUCCAACUGCUUGCUCGUGUGAAACUUGCUCAGGAUCAUUGAGAAAAAAUAUUAUGCCAAUUAAAGGACACAGAAAAAUUGGUGCCAAAGGAUAGACUAAUUUGAUUAUUUUAUAUUUUUAAUUAAUUUUCAAAAUAUUAAAUGUAAACAAAGAUAUAAUAUUUUCAUGAUUAAUUUUUUUUGCAAUUAGAUUAUUUCUUCAAGUACUCAAUAAAUAUUUAUAAAUUAUAAUGGAAAAAAAUUGUGUUGUUGGUGAUUUUCAUUGUGGCAAGAAAUUGACAAAUAAUACGUGUUACUUAGCUGGAGUGGCUGCAGCUGUUUGAUUUUGUUUUUCAGGGAAGACAGACUCGUAAGUUGGUAUAUUUGAAUCUGUAUCAAUAACAUCAGGUGUAAUUUCAAGAUCAACUGAUUUGCUGACUGUGGUUGAUGGCUUCACAUGUUCAUUAUUUUUUGUUGAAUUAUCAUGAGAAGCACUGGAUUUAGUUGGAGGUAGUGAUGCUCUUCUAAUUACCAUGUAGUAAAUACCCAAUGCUUCACAACAACUAACUAUGAUAAUUAUAAUAAUAAAACCGUCGAUAAAUCCAAAAAAACCUGUAUUUUUUUCAACAUCUUUCA